UCUCUCCCUCUAUCACCCUUAACCUCACCAAUAGUUCAGAACAAAAUUAAAACAAAGUCCCUCUUUGCUAGCUUCCUCUCUUUCAAUCCAAGUCUCCCUGUAACAAAAGCUUCGUCAAAUCUGAAAUUACACUGCUUUAAUUAUGAUAUUUAGGUUCCUGAUUGGAGUUUAAAUGAAAGCAAUUACGCUUGGGAUCCGAGGAGUAAAGCUAGAUCAUCUUUUGUGGAGAUAGAAGAAUCAUAAAACACUGAAACAAGCUCUCUGGAUGUUAUAGAUAUUCAUCUAGAAAUGGCGAAGACUGGACUUAAAUUAAGUCCAAGGUUGUCUUUCACUUUCAUGAUAUUGUUGUUUUUCUUGAAUUUUCAUGUGUCUCAUGGUGAUGAACUCGAGAAUCUCUUGUCCUUCAAAGCUUCUAUCAAUGAUCCCUUUCACUUCCUUUCCAACUGGAAUUCCUCUGUCAGUUUUUGCCAGUGGAAUGGCGUCACUUGCAAAAGCUCUUCUCAUGUUAUUAGUAUCGAGCUUUCAGGGAAAAAUAUUUCUGGGAAAAUUUCCCCGGAGGUCUUUCGUUUGCCAUACGUGGAAACCAUCGAUCUCUCAAGCAAUCAGCUUUCUGGAGAAAUUCCCGGUGACAUAUUCUCUUCCUUCCCACUUCAACACCUUAAUCUUAGCAACAACAACUUCACUGGUCCUGUUCCAAGCGGUUCAAUCUCUUUUCUUCAAGAAUUGGAUCUAUCAAACAACAUGCUUUCUGGGAAAAUUCCACCAGAAUUCGGGUUCUUUUCUAGCCUGAAAUUUCUUGAUCUUGGUGGAAAUGUUUUGGUGGGGAAAAUUCCAAUUUCUAUAAGGAAUAUCACUUCUUUGCAAUUCUUGACUUUGGCUUCAAACCAGUUAGUUGGGCCAAUCCCGCAAGAAUUAGGCCUAAUGAGGAGCCUUAAAUGGAUUUACUUGGGAUAUAACAAUCUUUCCGGUGACAUUCCAAAAGAAAUAGGUGAUUUAACUUCUCUGAAUCAUCUUGAUCUUGUUUACAACAAUCUCACUGGACAUAUACCUUCUUCCUUUGGAAAUCUCACAAAUCUUCGGUAUCUCUUCCUCUACCAAAAUAAGCUAACGGGUUCAGUUCCUAGAUCCAUUUUUGGCCUCAAAAGUCUAGUUUCCCUUGAUCUUAGCGACAAUUAUUUGUCCGGUGAGAUCCCAGAACUCGUUGGUCAAUUGCAAAACUUGGAGAUCCUCCAUCUCUUCUCCAACAACUUCACAGGGAAAAUUCCGAAUGCUUUAGCUUCUUUACCUCGUCUUCAAGUCCUUCAAUUGUGGUCAAACCAGUUAUCAGGUCAGAUUCCUAGCAAUCUUGGAAAACAUAAUAAUCUCACUGUACUUGACCUUUCAACCAAUAUUCUCACCGGAAAAAUACCCGAGACACUUUGUAGUUCGGGUGCUCUUUUUAAGCUCAUCCUCUUCUCGAAUUCAUUGAAUGGUGAAAUCCCAGAAACCUUAAGUGCUUGCAAAAGCUUACGGCGAGUGCGUCUUCAAAAUAACAGUCUCUCCGGCGAAUUAUCAUCGGAAUUCACCAGGCUGCCGCUUGUAUAUUUCUUGGAUAUUUCUGGUAACAAUCUUUCUGGAAAAGUCGGGGAGCGAAAAUGGGACAUGCCUUCGCUAGAAAUGUUGAAUUUAGCAGGAAACAAAUUCUCCGGAAACUUGCCAGGUUCAUUUGGCAGUGAUAAGCUUGAAAACUUAGACUUAUCAGAAAAUGAAUUUUCAGGUAAAAUUCCUCCGAGUUAUGGGGAUUUAUCCGAGCUAAUGCAAUUGAAGCUUAGCAAAAAUAAGUUGACCGGCGACAUCCCAGAUGAAUUAUCUUCAUGCAAGAAACUGGUGAGUCUAGAUCUAAGCCACAACCAGCUCAGUGGCUCAAUCCCCGCCAGUUUAUCUAAUAUGUCAGUCCUCGGCCAACUUGACUUAUCGGAAAAUGAAUUGUGCGGAGAAAUUCCGCAAAAUCUUGGAAGAGUUGAAUCACUUGUUCAAGUGAAUAUUUCUCACAACCAUCUUCAUGGUAGUCUACCGUCUACCGGAGCUUUUCUUGCCAUAAAUGCAAGCGCAGUUGCAGGAAACGACCUUUGCGACGGCGAUAGUCCAUCUGGUUUACCACCAUGCAAAAGGAAUAAGAGUCCCACCUUGUGGUUUGUUGUUGCUUGUUUCGUUGUUGCCUUAGCGCUGCUUGCUGUUGCUGCUUUUGUUGUUGUGUUAAUUCGAGGAAAGAAAAAUUUGGAGCUCAAGAAAGUGGAAAGUGAAGAUGGGAUAUGUGAAAUGCAAUUCUUUAAUUCCAAGAUUGCUAAGUCAUUAACAAUAAAUGAGAUCAUAUCGUCCACCAAAGAAGAAAAUCUCAUUUCAAGAGGCCACAAAGGGAUUCCGACUUACAAAUUCAGGUCCUCAGCUAGUGAAAUGCAAUUUAUUGUGAAGAAACUCGUUGAUGUAAACUCAAUAACGUCAAGUUUUUGGUCAAAUAUCUCAGAAUUCGGGAAGCUACAGCAUCCAAACAUCGUCGAAUUAAAAGGAAUAUGCCGAUCUGACAAGGCUGCCUACUUGAUUUAUCAGUGCCUCGAAGGUAAAAACUUGAGUGAAAUUGUUCGAAAUUUAAGCUGGGAAAGACGACAGAAAAUUGCCAUGGGAAUCUCCAAAGCACUACGGUUUUUGCAUUGUCAUUGUACCCCAAGUAUUGUAGUUGGCGAAGUGUCACCGGAGAAAGUGAUCAUCGACGGAAAAGAUGAACCUCACCUGAUGUUGAGCCUUCCCGGGCUAGAAUGUACAGACAGAAACAACACUAUCUCUUCUGGCUACUUCGGCCCAGAAACUAAAGAAACCAAAGAAGUUACUGAAAAGAGCGAUAUCUACGGCUUUGGUCUGAUUCUCAUUGAACUGUUGACCGGAAAGAGUCCGGCUGAUGCUGAGUUUGGCUUACACAAGAGCAUAGUGGAGUGGGCACGAUAUUGCUAUUCAGAUUGUCAUCUAGACAUGUGGGUUGAUCUGAUGAUCAGAGGAACUAAACAAAAUGAGAUUGUUGAGACAAUGAAUUUAGCUCUUCAUUGCACUGCCGGAGACCCCAUGGCUCGACCAUGUGCAAAUGAAGUAACCAAGACCCUUGAGUCUAGUUUUAGGAUAAGCUCUUGUGUUUCAAGCUUAAAAUUUUCUUCACCUAUUUAGCUUUGUAUUAUGAUUUUGUUUACCCUCUUUCUUAUUUUGGUUUUUUUUAAUAUAAUUAAGGUGUUAAAUGAUUGUCACUCAAAUGUUUUGUUUGAUGGUAUGUUGGGUACAUACUAAUGAAUGUAAAAAUGUAGAUAAAUUAAAUGUCAUAGUAUUAAUUACAGUUCUUUUAA
Molecule: messenger RNA, 3365 nt
Organism: Mangifera indica (mango)
Lineage: Eukaryota; Viridiplantae; Streptophyta; Magnoliopsida; Sapindales; Anacardiaceae
Product: leucine-rich repeat receptor-like serine/threonine-protein kinase SKM1
Exons: 4
Coding region: 289-3192 (967 amino acids)
Biological process (GO): protein phosphorylation
Molecular function (GO): protein binding; protein kinase activity; ATP binding
Source: RefSeq, a predicted model, not a curated record